This is a messenger RNA of Manis javanica (Malayan pangolin), 1703 nucleotides long. RefSeq names its product ras related dexamethasone induced 1 (gene RASD1). The record is from RefSeq and is a predicted model, not a curated record. Gene Ontology annotation, molecular function: GTPase activity; G-protein beta-subunit binding; GTP binding. Gene Ontology annotation, cellular component: cytoplasm. Gene Ontology annotation, biological process: signal transduction. Lineage: Eukaryota; Metazoa; Chordata; Mammalia; Pholidota; Manidae.
UGCGCGGAGACCCAGAGCGAGCGACUCUGCCCCAGAGCCCGAGCUAAGCCCCCGCCGGAGCUCCAGCAGAGCCGCACGGCAGCCCAACCUGCGCCACUCCCACGAUCCCGGCCACCCGCCUGCGCUUCUCGUGGCCCGCUCCCGGCCCCGCGUCCCCUCCGCCCAAUGAAACUGGCCGCGAUGAUCAAGAAGAUGUGCCCGAGCGAUUCGGAGCUGAGUAUCCCGGCCAAGAACUGCUACCGCAUGGUCAUCCUCGGUUCGUCCAAGGUGGGCAAGACGGCCAUUGUGUCGCGUUUCCUCACGGGACGCUUCGAGGACGCCUACACGCCCACUAUCGAGGACUUCCACCGCAAGUUCUACUCCAUCCGCGGCGAGGUCUACCAGCUGGACAUCCUCGACACGUCCGGCAACCACCCGUUCCCCGCCAUGCGGCGUCUGUCCAUCCUCACCGGAGACGUUUUCAUCUUGGUGUUCAGCCUGGACAACCGCGACUCCUUCGAGGAGGUGCAGAGGCUCAAGCAGCAGAUCCUCGACACUAAGUCUUGCCUCAAGAACAAAACCAAGGAGAACGUGGACGUGCCGCUGGUCAUCUGCGGCAACAAGGGUGACCGGGACUUCUACCGCGAAGUGGAGGAGCGCGAGAUCGAGCAGCUGUUGGGCGACGACCCGCAGCGCUGCGCCUACUUCGAGAUCUCGGCCAAGAAAAACAGCAGCUUGGACCAGAUGUUUCGCGCGCUCUUCGCCAUGGCCAAGCUGCCCAGCGAGAUGAGCCCCGACCUGCACCGCAAAGUGUCGGUGCAGCACUACGACGUGCUGCACAAGAAGGCGCUGAGGAACAAGAAGCUGCUGCGAGCGGGCAGCGGCGGCGACCCCGGCGACGCCUUCGGCAUAGUGGCGCCCUUCGCGCGCAGGCCCAGCGUGCACAGCGACCUCAUGUACAUCCGUGAGAAAGCCAACGGCGGAAGCCAGGCCAAGGACAAGGAGCGCUGCGUCAUCAGCUAGGAGCGCCCCCAACCCCUGCGUUGGCGACAGAGCCUAAGGAGGACCUCUUUGUUUAAGUCUCAUCUGAUGUCCCAGCUGGCCGCUGCGCCCCUGGCCGCGUGCACGCGCGGACUGGCGUCUUCCCUCCUCGCGGCGCGGCCCCGCGCACAUGGGGAGGUGCAACCAAGAAUGGACAGUCAUCUGCUCUGGAAGGAAAGACAGCUGGCCACGAUGGACUCCCCCACCUCGGAUCUCUCACAGGUGCAGCCCCCCACCCCACCGCCUGGGGGCCAGGGGCCCAGUACAGAGUGAAUUUGUCUGGUUUCUCGCAAAGCUAAGAAUGGGGCUGGGUUGGGGGUGGGAGUUAGUUAAUCAGCCAUUGUUUAGACUGAGAAACGCAUCCGGCCGCUGGAGGGUCGGGACAGGACAAAUGGGGCAUUAUCUUUUCAGUGAUUCUGGGUUGCUGUGACAGCUGGGGAAAGAAAGCCUUUGCAUCCCCCAAAAGUUAAGGGGUAUGGGCAUAUCAUGGCCAAGUGAUUUGUUUACAUGUGUGUGUGAAAUUGCACAAAGGAAAACAAAACAAAACUUGCACUUUAAUAAGUUCUGAUGCCAUGGAGAUGAACAAAAUUUAUCCAGGUGUUUGUACUGUGUGUGUGAGAUGGUCUUUAAGGUUAUUGUUAAUUUGUUUUUUAAUAUAAAAUAAAAUAAUUAAAAAUGGGAAA